AUGGCCCUGCUCAAUGUGGGUAUGGACGUGAUUGACACAAUUGAUCCUCCUGCUUCAAAUGGGCAUCGAUUUAUAUUGGUUGCAAUUGAAUACUUUACCAAAUGGGUUGAAGCCGAAUCAUUCAAGCACGUGACAAAGAAGAUGGUGGCAAAUUUCUUAAGAGAUCACAUCCUAUGCCGAUUUGGGGUGCCAGAAACAUUGAUUACAGAUAACUCUGCCAUCUAUAGACCGCAGAUGAACGAAGCUGUGGAAGCCGCAAACAAGAAUUUGAAGAAAAUCAUUCGUAAGAUGACUGAAAAGCAUCGUGACUGGCAUGAAAAGCUUCCUUAUGCACUAAUGGCAUACCGUACUUCUAUUCGAACUUCAACUGGAGCGACCCCCUACUCGCUUAUGUACGGAAUGGAAGCUGUGCUACCUGCUGAGGUCGAAAUCCCUUCGUUAUGUAUUCUAAUGGAAACCAAGUUGGAAGAGACUGAUUGGUUAAAGCAACGUUAUGAACAACUGUUCUUGAUAGAUGAAAAACGGCUUAAUGCUAUUUGUCAUGGCCAAUGUUACAAAAAACGCAUGGCCCGGGCUACAACAAGAAAGUCCAUCGGCGUACAUUUGAGGAAGGCGACAAAGUACUUAAAUGAAUUUUACCAGUGCAGGAUGAGGCCAAAGUAUUGUCGUGGCUUCUGCAUUAAUCUAAAGCUCUUGAUGCCUGGUGAGAAAAAUCCUGAUUCAUCCUUGAUGACGAAAGCUUCCUAG
Coffea arabica (coffee) is the source of this 747-nucleotide messenger RNA. RefSeq lists its product as uncharacterized. NCBI's taxonomy places the organism in Eukaryota, Viridiplantae, Streptophyta, Magnoliopsida, Gentianales, Rubiaceae. The record is from RefSeq and is a predicted model, not a curated record. Gene Ontology annotation, molecular function: nucleic acid binding.